AUGCCCAUCAAUCAGGAAGUUUCUACACAAAACAAUGAUGGUAAUAAUUUGAAUAGUGAUGACUUGAACUCCCAAGAAGUUGUAGUUGAACCGGAAUCGCAAAAUGAAAAUAAUGAUCCAAUAAAUCAGAGGACAGGGGCUGAAUUACCUUCCUUACAGUCGAACUCUGCGGCUCCAGUGACUCAAGAAAAGACUCCGGCCCUCGCAAGAAAUUUCUUAAACAAGUUACGGGCUGCCUCGUAUCAUACUGCUUCAGAUGCUCCUCAGAACCAAACAAACACUGGAACAAAUGCAAAUUUUGAAACUUUUUAUGAAGCUUCACAAGAUGUAGAUCAGGAACAGCAGAAUUCACAGCAACGAUCGACUUUUUUAGCUCCCCCGAGAACAGAUGUUGAUGAUUCAGCUAAUCCUAACCGGGCUAAAAAGCUCGGGGCUCGAAAAAUGUGGAUGCAAUUGAUGGCAUCUGUCCGAAAGUUGAAAAAAGAAUCCGAAAAAGGCAACAAAGAGGCUCCUGACGUAUCUGUUCCAGAUAUCUUUUUAGCCGGUGCACCGUCAACUUUAUUGAUUGCAAAGCAUUUCAUUCACGAUCGUUCUAGCAAUCAUGUUUUACCAGUACUUACGGGUUACUUACAUGUUUCAGUUGUUGAUGUCGAGCCGAAACACAACCGGAUCCAAAGUACAAUUACUAUGCAGGUGGAAUAUGGUUCUGGUCAAAAUGCAAUUCGCUGGAGGAUUUAUCGCCAACUUCGUGAUUUCAUUAAUCUGCAUUCUCAUUUCCUUGUAUUUGAAUUUCAACAUCAUUUCUAUGGUAAGCGCAUGAAGCUUCCCAAGUUUCCCAAAGAAGUAUUGCCUUACCUGGUAAAACUUCGAGGCUAUAAUAGGGCUACUUCUGGUAACCCAGACGAUCCGCUCAUUGACGAGACUCAAAGCUUAUCCAGUUUGUCAAUAGAAUCGCAAUCCGCCGAGAUUCUGCAACAAAACGAAAAUCGAGGUCACAGUAAUGUCAAGAAAAAAGUAGCGAACUUUUGGACUAUCCAGGGUAACACACUCGGAAAAUAUUUACAGGAAAUGAUUAACUGUCUUCAAUUUUUUCCGGAGGUUAAUGUUUUAUACGCAUUUCUGGAAAUGAGUAAUAUGGGACUGCGUUUGGCCGGCUCGGGAAGAUUCCAUGGUAAAGAAGGUUACGCUACUGUGAGAAAAAAUUAUUCUGCCUCACAAAGUAUACUUUGUUGCUCUGGACCUUCGGUCCGUUCCCGUUUACACCCCUUUUGGAUCAUUGUCUCUGAAAGCUCUAUUAUAUUUUGCGAUAGCAUGUAUUCUUUUGAACCUAUGGACGUGUUCAUUUGGGACGUUGAUUUUGAAAUCACUAGGAAAAAAUUUAGAAAGUCUCACCCAAAAGAUACACAAGAAAAAAUUCGAGUUUCACAUCACACCUUUAAAAUAAAAAAUAAACAAAAAGUUAUUAAACUUUCUGUUCGCAGCGGCCGUUGGUUACAACAGUUUAUUAAUAGUGUUCAAGUUGCUCAAGGUUUGACUUCCUGGUGCGAGCUCCAUCGUUUUGACAGUUAUGCUCCUGUUAGAACAAAUGUUGCUGUUCAGUGGAUGGUGGAUGCUCGUGAUCACAUGUGGAACGUUAGUCGGGCAUUUAAAAAUGCUAAACAUACAAUUAUGAUACAUGGAUGGUGGCUAACACCAGAAUUGCAAAUGCGAAGACCAUAUAGCCUUGCCGAUAAAUGGCGAAUUGAUCAUUUACUUCAGGAAAAAGCUAGACAAGGUGUAAGGGUCUACAUUAUGGUUUACAGGAAUAUUGAUGCUACCAUUCCUAUUGAUUCAUUUCAUACAAAAAGUUAUCUUCAAUCAUUACAUCCAAACAUUUUCGUCAUUCGUUCACCAUCUCAUUUCCGGCAAAAUGCACUUUUUUGGGCACAUCAUGAAAAGUUAGUGAUAGUAGAUGAUGCCAUCGCUUUUAUAGGUGGAAUUGAUCUUUGUUUUGGUCGGUUUGAUACAUCCCAGCACAUCCUUUAUGAUGACAAAUUGGUUAACCCUCCGGAUAAGAAUGUUUGUAAUGAGCAAUCUUGGAAAGGAAAAGAUUAUUCUAAUCCACGUGUACAUGACUUUUUCGAUUUGACGCAGCCGCACAAAGAUAUGUAUGAUCGAACAGUGAUACCCCGAAUGGGUUGGCACGAUGUCUCCAUGUCAAUUCUAGGACAACCUGCUAGGGAUGCAGCCAGGCACUUCGUUCAGAGAUGGAACUACUUGUUAGAGUGUAAAAGACCCGCUAGGAAGAUCCCCACCUUAAUUCCUCCAGUUGAUUUCACGAAUGAGCAGCUUAUAGAAAAGCAACUGACCGGAACGUGUGAAGUUCAACUUUUAAGAUCUGCUGGUCUGUGGUCGUUAGGUUUGGCGGAUUCUGUCGAGCAGAGUAUACACAAUGCUUACGUUAAAUGCAUUGAAAAAAGUGAACAUUUUAUUUACGUAGAAAAUCAGUUCUUUAUAACGUCUACUAUUAGCGAUGGUACUCUUAUUGAAAAUCGUGUUGGUGAUGCUUUGGUUGAAAGGAUCAUUAGAGCAUACAAUAACAAUGAGAGAUGGAAAGGUGUGAUAAUAAUUCCUUUACUUCCCGGGUUCCAGGGUCAGAUCGAUAUGCAAGAAGGAAGCAGCCUUCGCUUAAUUGUGGAUUGCCAAUACAAAAGUAUCUGCAGAGGAGAAAACUCAAUAUUUGGUCGACUUAAGGCAAGGGGGAUUGAUGGCACAAAGUACCUGAAGUUUUAUGGCCUUCGAGGCUGGGCACACGUAGGGCCAGAGCAUGAACUAUCCACCGAUCUUAUAUAUGUGCAUGCCAAAAUCAUGAUUGCUGAUGAUCGGGUUGCUGUCAUUGGGUCCGCAAACAUUAAUGAACGUUCCCUUUUAGGAAAUCGUGAUUCCGAGAUUGCCGGUAUAGUCCGAGACACUUUAACAAUCGAUUCCAAAAUGAAUGGAAAACCUUACAAAGUGGGCAAAUUUGCUCACUCAUUACGUAUCCGGUUGAUGCGAGAGCAUUUGGGAAUUGAGACUGAUAUAACAGAACAACGUGAAUACAAUAUGGACGGUCUUGAUCGGCAGUCGGAAUGGAAACGGGUGGACGCCUGGAAUCCUGAUGAGGAUGAGCAUGUUAGUGGUUCCACAUUUGACGCUGACGAGCUUAACCUUCACUACCGUUCCGAUAAAAAGUUUGGUAAUGUUCCUCCCGAAAAGUUGGCAAAAUGUCAUAAGCAAAUGGAAGAUUUUGAUCAGCGUGUUAGACUUUUUCCAAAACACAAUGUUUUACCCAAUGACACAUCUUACGAAAAGAGGUUUGAAGAAGAACAUUAUAAGAACCUCAAAAAGGGACCAACUUUAACAGCUAAUGCCUUAGUAGGAGGAAUUCCUUCUUAUCUCAAUAAUGAUGAUGGCAGUCUUCAUGAACUCUCAAAAUUUCCUGAAUUUGGUGAAGAUCAAAGACCAAUGAUACGAAAAGAUCCUCACAGCAAGGUUGCUGAGCCUUCCAGACCACAUUGCGGUAAUGGUCUUGCGUUUUUUGAUGAUAUUCCAUUGCUUGAGGUGAAUCCUUUGACGAAUGAAGAAAUUCCGAAAUUUGAUGCUUCGAGUUUCGAAGAUCCGGUUUCUGAAGAUUUUUUUGACAAUAUUUGGUGCAAGACGGCUGAAAAUAAUACUCUAUUUUACAGAUACAUAUUCAAGUGUAUUCCGGAUGAUACUAUGCUAACCUGGGAUGCAUACCAAGAGAGUAAGAAAUAUGCUCAGCUUUUUAAAGAAGAACAAAAACACUGGCGUGAACAAGAAAAUUCUACAGAAAAAGAUGAAAUGGAAAAAGGAAGUUCAGAAUUUCAGUCAGGUGUAUCUUCAGAAAACGGUAGUUUCGAGGAAGAGACGAAAAUUAAAAGACAUUUCAGCAAAGGUACCAGAAAACAUUCAAUGAAGAUUCCGGAUAGACGAACAGUAUAUCAAUUUCUACGAGGAAUCCGAGGCCAUUUGGUGGAAUUACCCAUUCAUUGGAUGGCAUCAGAAGAUGCUUCGAAAAACUGGUUGAGUGGUUUUGAUAAGCUUCCACCAUUAGAUAUUUAUGACUAA
Schizosaccharomyces osmophilus is the source of this 4107-nucleotide messenger RNA. RefSeq names its product phospholipase D, Pld1 (gene pld1). The record is from RefSeq and is a predicted model, not a curated record. Bases 1 to 4107 code for a protein of 1368 amino acids. The transcript has a single exon. Gene Ontology annotation, molecular function: D-type glycerophospholipase activity; phosphatidylinositol binding. Gene Ontology annotation, biological process: intracellular signal transduction; cell motility; phosphatidic acid biosynthetic process. NCBI's taxonomy places the organism in Eukaryota, Fungi, Ascomycota, Schizosaccharomycetes, Schizosaccharomycetales, Schizosaccharomycetaceae.